Tricharina praecox is the source of this 2162-nucleotide messenger RNA. Its product is annotated as pseudouridine synthase. The coding region runs from base 39 to 2093 and encodes 684 amino acids. Gene Ontology annotation, cellular component: nucleus. Gene Ontology annotation, biological process: pseudouridine synthesis. Gene Ontology annotation, molecular function: pseudouridine synthase activity; RNA binding. NCBI's taxonomy places the organism in Eukaryota, Fungi, Ascomycota, Pezizomycetes, Pezizales, Pyronemataceae. The transcript is spliced from 3 exons. The record is from RefSeq and is a predicted model, not a curated record.
ACCCCACCGCACCCCACCACACCUCAGCACAGCACACCAUGUCCACCCCACCUCCAAAAAAGGCGCGCCUCUCGUCCCCGUCUCCAGCGCCCCUCGCCUCCACUACCACCACUGCCUCGAGCACAACAGCAAUCCCGCAAUCCGCCGCCGAAAUCGCCGUCGGAAUCACCGAAUAUGUCAAUCCCACCUUACCCGCGUGGUCGGGCGUGCUGAAGCAGCGAUACUCCGAUUUCCUCGUCAAUGAGGUCGAUCAGGCUGGGAGGGUGGUGCAUCUUGUCAACACGAGGCCGCCGGCGCAGGCGGACCGUGGUGGCGAGGAGGGGAAGAAUGCGAAUAUGAAUAGGAAGAGGGAGACGACUAAUGCUAAGCCUACCGCGGCGGCUGUGGCGGAGGUGGGGGAGAAGGUGGCUCUGGCGCGAUGUGCGCCGGGCAAGGCGGCCGACGUCACGACGCCGCCCAUGGAUAACAAGGACUCGCGGUCGGCAUUCCACGCGUUGAUCCGCACGCUGUUCAACAGCAAGCUUGUGACCGAGGCGACGAGCGACGAUCCGCCGUGCAUCUCCAUCCAGCGAGGUAGUGUCCAGGCGCUCGAAAACGAUCGGCGGCGCUCGCGUCGCGGCGGGAAGAACCACAAGAAGCCGGGGGGGUUCGAGGAGCUCGGCGGCGAGUAUUGCCAUUUCACCCUGUACAAGGAGAACCGCGAUACGAUGGAGGUGCUGAAUCUCCUGGCGAGGCUGUUGAAGCUGAAGAGUGGCGGGAAGGCGUUUUCGUUUGCGGGGACGAAGGAUCGGCGGGCUGUGACGGCGCAGAAAUGUGCGGCGCAUAUGAUCAGGGCGGAUAGGUUGGCUGGCUUGAACAACGGUGGCGAACACGGCCUGCGAGGUGCGCGUCUGGGGGAUUUUGAAUACAAGCCGUACGGCCUAUCUCUGGGCGACUUGAAAGGCAACGAAUUCGUCAUCACCCUCCGGCAGGCACAGAGCCUUGACGCCAGCGUCACGCUCGAAGCCGCCGUCAAGACCUGCGUCGACGCGGUCAAGCGCUCCGGCUUCGCGAACUACUACGGCCUGCAGCGCUUCGGCUCCUUCGACGUCACCACGUCCGACAUCGGCGUGUACCUGCUGCGCGGGGACUGGCGCGGGGCCGUGGACAAGAUCCUAAGCUACAACGCCUUACUCUGCGACCAGCCUGUGGAGAACGAAAACAAAUUCUCGCGCGACGACCGGGAGCGCGCGGAAGCCUGCAAGAUCUACCACGACACGUACGAUUUCUCGCGGGCCUCGUCGACCAUGCCGCGCAAAUUCGUCGCCGAGUCGGCAAUCCUCCGGUACUUCGCGGAGCGCGGCAUGCCCGGCGACGGCAAGGGCAAGGGCCUCGACUACCUCGGCGCCAUGCAGGCGAUCCCCCGCUCGCUGAGAAUCAUGUACGCGCACGCGUACCAGAGCUUCGUGUGGAAUCACGUUACGUCGGCGAGGCUGCGGAUGUCGCGCACCGCUGUACUGCCCGGCGACCUCGUCCUCGCCGAACAGAAGAAACCUGCACCUGUCGAGGAGGUCGAUCAGGACGGCGAGGUGGUUAUCGCGCCCGUUGACUCGGCUGACGUCGGCGGCGAUGGGAUCCAGCGCGCGAGAGCGCUCUCUGCUGAGGAGGCCGCGAGUGGGAGGUUCGCUAUUACCGAUGUCGUUCUUCCCUCGCCCGGCUGGGAUAUCGAGUACCCCGCCAAUCCGGAGUUGAUGGCGGUGUACAAGGAGAUUAUGGCGGCGGAGCAGCUCGAUCCUAGAGAUAUGCGAAGGAGCGUGAGGGACUACUCGCUCACGGGUAGUUAUAGGAAGAUCAUGAGUAACUUUAUCGAUGAUGAGAUUAGCUACGAGGUCAGGAGGUGUAAGCUCGGUGAGCAGGUUGUCAGCACCGAUCUGGAGAUUAUUGAGAAGGAUGAGAAGAUGGAGGAUGUACAGACGACGGAGACGGAGGAGCAGGAGGAGGAGAUGGUGGUUGUCAUAAGGAUGAGGUUGGGAACGAGUUGCUAUGCGACUAUGGCGCUCAGGGAGGUGAUGAAGGGUGGGGUUGUGGCCUUUAAGCCUGAGUUUGGGCGGUAGAGGGCGUAUCAUAUAGACUGCCGAUGAUCUACUGGAAUGAAAUGCGAUAUGUAGGAUCGGUUUGGAUUC